Messenger RNA from Mauremys reevesii (Reeves's turtle), 1918 nucleotides. RefSeq names its product metallophosphoesterase 1 (gene MPPE1). NCBI's taxonomy places the organism in Eukaryota, Metazoa, Chordata, Testudines, Geoemydidae. Gene Ontology annotation, molecular function: phosphoric diester hydrolase activity. The transcript is spliced from 12 exons. The coding region runs from base 704 to 1906 and encodes 400 amino acids. Gene Ontology annotation, biological process: GPI anchor biosynthetic process; endoplasmic reticulum to Golgi vesicle-mediated transport. The record is from RefSeq and is a predicted model, not a curated record. Gene Ontology annotation, cellular component: endoplasmic reticulum-Golgi intermediate compartment.
AUUCGGCUGCAGCUGGCCAAUGACACAACCGCCGGGUCGAAGAGUGAAACAGCCAAUCCGGAUCAGUGUUUCAUUUGGCUAGGAAGACGAGAUGUCGUGCUGCGUUCCUGGCUGUUAGUGCCGAGUGGGCUCGGCUGGUCUCGCGAUGUCCUUUCAGGCGCAGCAAACCGUAACCCAGAAUUGCGUGCCCGGGUCAGACACCUGCGGCAGCCCGAAAGUCUGUAGCACGGCGUCUAGACUAGCAACAGCCAGGAGCUGAAACACUGGCGCAAGGAGCAUUGCAGAGAGGAUCCGCCACCCCGUCUGUUGGGGAUCUUUAGUUUCUGUGGUUCUGACAUGGCAUGUCCUGAAUAAGGCCAGCAAUGAUGCUCUCAGCACCUUUCAGGAUGGGGUCCCCAGUGAGAAAUGUAAGCAAUAUGAAGAAAGACCUGACUGGCUGAAAGAAGAAUGACUUCCCCCCGUCCUCCCCACUCUAUUGUGAGGGAAACUUGCGAGAGGUAAUGACCCUAUUCAUAGUGUGAAGAAAGGGAGAAAAUCAAGUUUUAACAGAGGUGACAACAAACAAGAACAAAGAAGAUAUUUAGCAUGUAUUUGGGGAUUCUGUACCAAUGUGGAGACCAUAUGAACCUCUGAUUGGACCCACCAUUUCCUGUUGUAUGAAGGAGGGUGCUUUGCCCUUGGGGAACAACUUCUGUAGGCUGACAUGGCAAUGAUGAGAUCCGACUUGGGCACCAUGAAGAUCCUUCACUUGAAGAAGAGAGGCUGUUUUCUGCUGAAGCUUUUGUGUCUGGUUGUCUUGAUGUUAAUCUUUUGUGAAUUCUUAGUUUAUUAUGUGGUGAUAUUUCAGUGUCAUUGGCCAGAAGUUAAAAUAGAAGCUCACAGGAGUAGCAGACAGUCUUCAGCUUCUGUCUUGAAGGCCAUGUUUUUAUCUGAUACCCACCUGCUUGGUGAAAUCAAAGGGCAUUGGCUAGACAAAUUAAGAAGGGAAUGGCAAAUGGAGAGAGCCUUCCAAACUGCCUUGUCAUUACUGGAGCCAGACAUUGUUUUCAUCCUAGGAGACGUCUUUGAUGAAGGAAAGUGGAGCUCCUCCCAGGCCUGGGCAGAUGAUGUCAGGCGGUUUCAGAAAAUGUUCCGACAUCCAGUUCGCACUGAGCUAAUGGUGGUUGUUGGCAACCAUGACAUUGGCUUUCACUAUGAAAUGACCACUUACAAGUUAAAACGGUUUGCAAAAGUUUUCAACUUCACCUCAGGAAAGCUAAUAGCCCGGAAGGGAGUAAACUUUGUCAUGGUGAACAGUGUUGCCCUGGAAGGUGAUGGGUGCACUGUCUGCAGCAGGGCAGAGGCAAAGCUCAUGAAGCUUUCUCAUAAACUGAAUUGCUCCCAACAGGAACAGAUUCAUUCCAACAAAAGAUGCAGUGGUGUGGAACAGCUUCCAGCUUCAGAACCAAUCCUUUUACAGCAUUACCCUCUUUACAGAAGAAGUGAUGCUGAAUGUACUGGAGAAGAUUCUGCUCUUCCAGAGGAAAAGAACAUCCCAUUUAAAGAAAAGUAUGAUGUACUUUCUAGAGAGGCUUCACAAAAGCUGUUAUGGUGGUUUCAUCCCCGUUUGAUUCUGAGUGGCCAUACCCACAGUGCAUGUGAAGUGUUGCAUAAUGGGAAGAUUCCAGAAAUCAGUGUCCCAUCAUUUAGCUGGAGGAACAGAAACAACCCUAGUUUCAUCAUGGGCAGCAUAACACCAACCGACUUCUCCCUCUACAAGUGUUUCCUUCCCCUUGAGAGCAGAGUUGUUACUAUAUACUGUAUAGCAGGGGCUAUACUUGGGGUACUGAUACUAGCUCAUCUUCAACUUUUCAAUCCACCUUUUUAUUUUGCUCAGCACUUAAUCAGGAAGCAUAAAGCAGUAUGAAGAGCCAGACGU